ACCACCCACUGGCGUGGUUCUCAGCAUUAUAGGUUUUUAGGUCAAACAGGAACGCCAGGGAAUGCCUGAAAAAGCCAAGCACAUAGUUACAUCUGCCCAGACCGGAUGACAUGGAGCUACUGCUGUUGUGUGUAGCAAAGUCCACACUUGAGUGACAUUCCCUGCUGGAGCAUUGGAGGAAGCCGGGAGCGUGUGUGAUCUGGCUAAGAGCUUGGUUCAGAAGUGGCUGAAGUUUUUCUAGAGGGCUCCGUGUGAGGCCUUGGCUCAUCUUAGAAGGCUGAACAGUGGGCCCUGCCGGGUGGCCUUCUUUCUCAUCUUCACCUAAGCCUGCCAUGGAUGAGACACAGGAGUCUCUAGCCUUGACUGUGCAUCUUCUUGCUGACACUGGGAACGGUUUGCUUCUGCAGCAGGCUCUGGACCAACUCCUGGAUUGCAUCUGCCCGGAGGUGCGUCUCUUCCUGGUGUCUGAACGGGCCAGACCAGUGAAUUACCAUGAAAAGUACCAUCCCCGGAGGGCCCGCUUCCCAGGGAUGUCUGUUUUGCUCUUUCUUCAGGAAAGCUUGGGACAGGAGCGGCUGUUUCGAGUCUUGGACUUCCUACAGCAUUCACCCUGGCAGGGUUUCCCUACCCAGCAUGCACAGGGGAGGCCUUGUCCCUAUCUCCCUGCCAAUCAGGAAUUCUACAGCCUGCACAACCAGAUGCCAGUGUGGGGCAUGAGGCCGGUGCACUGUGGUACUGAUAUCCUCCGAGUGACUCUGUAUUGCAGUUUUGAUAACUACGAAGACGCCAUCAGACUGUAUGAGAUGAUCCUACAGAGAGAUGCCACCGUUCAAAAGAGCAACUUCUGUUUCUUUGUUCUCUAUGCCUCCGAGGGCUUUAGCCUGCAGCUCUCUCUGAAGCAGCUGCCCCUGGGAAUGCCAGUGGACCCCAAAGAGUCUUCUGUGCUGCAGUUCAAGGUUCAAGAGAUCGGCCAGCUGGUGCCUCUUCUCCCCAAUCCGUGUGUGCCCAUCAGCAGCACAAGGUGGCAGACUCAGGACUAUGAUGGCAACAAGAUUCUGCUGCAGGUCCAACCGAAGGCAGGACUUGGUGUUAGGAAUGGCGAGUGUUCCUUCCUACACGGCAGCGUCAGAGGUGACAGGCAUGGGCAGGGCUCCAGGCUGAACUUGGUCUCCACACAGAGAACCUUAGAGACGAGGAGCCGGAGGAACAGGAGCCGGAGGUUCAAAGUACACUCUUUGGAGCUUCCACAGCCCAGUGGGACCGCAGAAGCCUCCAGUGACCCUUUGUGGAGAAGCCCUGGCUGGUCCUCCCUGGCCGACAGCGCAGCCAAAGGCAUGCGGCAGUACCGCCUGUCUAUCCCCAUCGGACCUGAGACGAGAAUGGACGUCCUUAAGGAAAACAGCUCCCAGAAACUCGAGGCGGAGACAAAUGUCGACACCGGCUUCACCAUCAUCAACUCCAAACGCAGGCAAUCUUUUCUGAGCAGAUUUCCCCGGGAUUUUCAGAACAGUCAGCCACCAUGCCGCUUGUCAGGCUCUUCCUUUGAGAUGACUGCUUCUCCAAACCAAAAAGUCUUUAAGGAGAGACUCCGUCCUCUGUCACUUCCUGGUCAAAGGGACUUUGGUGCAAAGACGGGAAUCUCCAAAUGUCCUGUCCAGGGUGAAGAGAAAGAAGAAUUCUUUAUAUAGCACGAAACAAACGUGUUUCUGUAAGACACAAGAUAGAAUGUUUUAGAAACGAAGCAUUGUAUUAGUUGUCCUUCUCAUUGAAAUAUCAAUGACAAAUGCAAUUUAAGGAAGGGUUUGUUUUUUACUCACACUUUAGUGGGAAGGUCCAUUCAUGGCUGGGGAGUCAUGGAAGCGAGAGUGGGAGGCAGCUGAUUAUGUACUUUUUUUGUUUGUUUGUUUGUUUGUUUGUUUGUUUUUCGAGACAGGGUUUCUCUGCGUAGCUUUGCGCCU
Messenger RNA from Peromyscus leucopus (white-footed mouse), 1958 nucleotides. RefSeq names its product family with sequence similarity 124 member B (gene Fam124b). NCBI's taxonomy places the organism in Eukaryota, Metazoa, Chordata, Mammalia, Rodentia, Cricetidae. The record is from RefSeq and is a predicted model, not a curated record. Gene Ontology annotation, cellular component: nucleoplasm. The transcript is spliced from 2 exons. The coding region runs from base 333 to 1688 and encodes 451 amino acids.